AUUUUCAUUAUAUAGGCCUCAAGUGGCGGUACAACAAGACUAUUUGCUACACUUGAGGAAGUGAUUGAACUGUUUCAACAGCCUGGUCAAGGAUUGCCACACGAACUUAAGGAACCAAUAAUUACAGAAUCAAACAACGUUAUCGAUUUAGAUCACGAUUCAGGUUUGGAGCAAAUCAUUUGGAUAUAUACGCAGAUGUAAUAGAAAUCAGUGGCGUAGCCAGUCCGGCAAUUUAGUCCCGCUAUGCAAAUUAAAAAAAUAUCAUUAUUCAUUUCUUUAAAAAUGGAUUGUUUUCACAGUCAAUGAACAUGAAAAUAUUUGCAUAGCGGGACUAAAUCGUCAGGCUGGCUACGUUACUGAUAUAGAAAUGAGUACAAAAUAUUCACUCGUGUUUGUCUUUUUUAUUCUAAACCUAGCUUGUUUCCAUUUUGUUGUAACUGUCGUAGCCAAGCCAUGUUAAACGGUGUGAAAUAUAGUCUAGCAGUGGAAGUCAGUCUAUAGAGGAUAUUAGACUGAGUUCAGGCCUGACUGAGAUUAUAUUUCCACUGUAUCACAUCAGCCAUAUUCAUUUGAUAUUUUUCCACCGUUACGACAAACUGGAAAUGGAAGCUAACCUCCGCUCGAAAGCACUCGACUUCCUAAAGACUAUACUCUACAUUUGAAUUUUGGUAUCCAUUUUGAUCUUUUGUUGCAUAAUGCAUAUUUCCUACUCAGGUUUUUGAAAUUUAUAAAAAAUAGCGAAUUAGCUAGCGUAACGGAUGAACAAACAAUCAUUAAAAUAUCUGGGUUGCGCAAAAUCUUGCUUCCAACGGGUGGCGCAAAAAAUGUACCCCUCUUUGACUUAUUCUAAUUGAAAAACUAAAGAAGCCAUCUUAUUCAAAUAAAGUGUAUUGAACGCAGUAUUGUCUAACUUAAAUUUUGAUGUAUGCCUUAAACAUUUCUAGAGGAUAUUAGCCGAGAUAUACUGUAGACGUUUAAACGCAAGGUAGCGUUUUUGGAAGGAGCGGAAAAUGGGAAAAAUGGCGACUCAACGAGGUUGUUUGCAAAUUGCACGAUAGGCGUUGACAAACAAUCUAAAGUAAAGUGUUUUUUUCAGAUAGGCGGUAAAGUGUUUUUUUUUUCGGAUAUGCGGUCUUUACAUGUUUAAAGAUUAAAAGAAUAAGGUAUCUUUCAAAGCUAGAUACCAAGAAUACUGUUUAUCGUUCGAAUAGAUUGGGUCCCCAUAGGGCAUAGGGAAUUACGAAGUAACCUACUCAGCAACAAUCAAGCAAUUUGAGAGAGCUUCGAGAAGCGAUUGUUAUGGCGUGUAACAACUUGGAGCAGGAAAUGAUCGAACAUGCGUUCGACUGCAUGCUUUCCAGCGCACGACAUUCAGGGUGGUGGACAUGCAUUUCCUAAUGAAUGAGAAUUUAUUGGACGACAGUGUCAAACAUUUGUUCUUACUGUUGCACGUUUUUACCAUUUUAUUACCAUAAUGCAAAGUAAUAGACUAUUUUAUACCACUUUUCGCGUGCAAAUGCCCAUAUCUCGGCUAAUAUUUUAUAGAAAUGAGCAAGGCAUACAUCAAAUUUUAAGUUAGACAUAACUACAGUACCGCCCAAAGGAAACUAUACAUUUUUUUCGAGCGAGUUUCGAGAAUGUUCGAGCGAGAAGCGCGACGCGAAAGCUUGCGAGGGGCGCUAUCGCGACCUCUCGCUCGUUACGCGUAAUGACUCGCUCGAAUAAUCUGUUUACUGCUUUCGCUUCGCGUUACGCGAAUCGCGCUCGAUAAAGGUUAUGUUAAAGGCCCAUACAGACCGGACGCGAUUUGGCAACGCGACGUUUCAGUUUUCAAUGAGAUUUAACUUUAAUAUUUUUCAAUGUUUCUUAAAUAUUCGGAACCGAAUCGAAUCGCGUCCGGUGUGUCUGGAAAGAGCGAAAACUUCAUGGCAGCGAACAUAUGCCUGAAUGGAAGUCUCACCUUGUUUUUACUAAACGAUUUAGGCACGAGAUAUUGUUUUAAGACGCCAUGGUUUUAAGUUUUAUUUGGUUGUCUCGCAGCUCUAUCGGUACAUAAUUAUUCACAGAUUUUAACCUUAGCGAAGCGUCGAAAAUGAAUCGCGUUAAUUAAAUCUUUCAAUAUUUCAGACCCCAUUUACAUGGUACCGGACGAAUUUCAGUAUUUUCCAACUUUAGGAAAUACAAAACAAAACCUGAAUAGUAUAACAUCUUAGUUGUGCUCUUAGUUGUGCUCUCAAUGAUUUUGAAAUAAAAUUGAAAUAUUACUGUACUGUAUAUCGUGUAUUCUUGUUGAUAACUCAGAUAUUGAGAGCACAAGACGCUACUAUUCGAAGUUUGUUUUGCAAUAGAAUUACUAACUACCCAAACGUCUAUGAAGACUGCGAAUUUAUAAAACGAGAUGAUUAAAAACGCAUAUUUUUAUUUUGCAUCCACAAGACCACAACCAAACAAGAUAGCCGGGUAUGGGUAUUGUAUACACAUCGUUUGGUAUUACUCAGUUUCAAAACUGAAUGGGUGCACCUACAGCUCGGGAAAUUGAAUUGGAGAUUUUAACAAGUAUUAAUACAGAAUUUUUUCUGAAACUAUAAACAAAAUAUAAUAUUGCUGAAAUUAUUUUUCACGAGAACAAAUUCACGACAGAGGAAUAUUAUUUAUUAACCAGAAUUCAGAAAGCAAUCAUUAUAUUUAAUACAAACAAGUUAGUUUUUUUACAGUUUCUCUACACAUAUUACGGGUACUGUCAUUACAUAUUUACAGUACAUGUACUCAGAAAUGAGCAUUGCUUUGUACUUCUUGCGACCAUCAAUUCGCACUUCCAGUUCAGCCUGAUUGCCUUUGAUCAAGACAAGGUCGUCCGGAUCCACUAUUUUCUCUCGACGUACAAUUGACAUAGUUUCAUCGUCAAAAAAGUAAACCAGAUAAUACUGAGGAACUUUGGUUAGCAUUCGUAUUCGCCAUAGUUUAUCGAUAAACAGCACGUUUUGUGAUAGCUUUUUGAGUUGUUGAUGCUCUCAGUCUCAGAGUUGAAAGGCCAAUGGCAAUGAAGGGUUAUGAAGCAGUGAUACACGUGUUUUAAUUAAAGAUUCAAACAAAAUUAAUUCAUUUGUAAAGUCUGCAAUAUUGUUUUCAGUGAAUGCAUUGCGGAAGUGCAAUAAUUUUAAUUAAGAACAAAAAGCCUGUGACAACCUUAUUAAUUAAUGAUCUAUUAAUAACCGACUAAUAACAAUAUUAACUAAAAACAAAGUGUGACAACAAAAAUAAAGUAUGACGUACGCGAGCGAUUUGCAUCCGAUCAAAAUACGUGCGACUUGUAUGAAAAUGGUCAAGACCCUUUUACUGUAAUAUUGACCGAGAAUAGUAGCAACUAGAAUAUUGCGUUAUUUUGUAUUUUACCUAUUGCCUGAAUAAUAAACAUAAUAUUUCUAUGUUUACAGUAAGAAAAAACUCAAAACAAUGGAGUAGUUUUGAUCUGAUGAUAAAUAAUUAUCAAUUAUUGGACGAGGUUGAGCAAAAUAUCGUGAUUUGUCGGUGGCGAGCAGAUCAAUUAUUUGCCGAUGCCGAAGGCAGAGGCAAAUAAUUGAUCUGCGAGCCACCGACAAAUCACGAUAUUUUGCGAGAAUCGAGUUCAAUAAUUGUUUUAUCAUUCACUUAUAAAGCUUAAUUUUAUCUUUCGUUUACUAUAUAAGUUCGCCGUCUCUCUUUCUUGCUUCUGCAUAAAAAGUUGCGAAGGACACUGGCAAGAGUUUAUUUUGAGCCAACUAGAUCGUCUUCGUUGAUUUAUCUUGCUUCUAAAUGCUGGCGAAAGACAUUGACUGCGGUUUUAGUCGCUUUUUUAUUUUCUGCGUUUUUUUCUUUAAGUAAGCAAGACAACUCAUUUUCCGAAAGUUCAGCAAAGCGAGCCGCCAUUGUUUACAAAAAUUGAAGGCAAUGCGCAUACUCAGACUAUUAUUUGCACGCAGUUAUUUGCAGGUAAAUUAACCAAUCAAAAUUGAGAAUACUAUAAAGUGAAUGAUAAUAUUAUUUAUACAUGAAAUAGUAUAUAAAAUAAUAUAACCAUCAAUUGAAUAAGCGAUUGAUAUUUUGAUGAUAAUUAUAAUAAGUCUCAGACUCAGGAAGAUCGAUCUUGAGGGCGUAAUCAGCGUUUUGAAAUAUUGUAAAUUUGGUCAGGUCUGAAAUUCCUGACACAUGGGUACUUUGCCCAUGGUUUAAUACUAAUACCUGAUAAAAACAAGUGGUUAUAUAAUUGUAAUUUAGUUUUCGCAUAGUUGCAAUGUUUUUUAUUGAAUCUCUAAAUACAGUAAGUCGUGAAAGGUUGUGAAAAAGUUUAGCGUAUAGUGUUUUGAUUUUUAUACAUAAAAUCUAUAGUUUGUGAUGGUCAAUUUGGUCACAUUUUAAUGACCCUGAGUGAUAACAUUUUCACUAAUAUCCAGUUAAUGACCCAUAUAAUGAGUUUUCACUGAUGUGUUUGUGACGGCAUCACAACUGCGAUAGCUAUACACAGUUCGCUAGUGUUAUACAGUUUGCUUCUAAAUGUCGAUCCACAACGGCCUGAAAGUUCGCAGUACACGUGUUGGCUUUGUUGCCUUCAUUGAAAAUAAACAUAUUAUAACAUUAUAAAAUACAUACUAUAUUACAAUUUACAACUUGAAUGAAUAUAAUUGAUACAUCUAUCAACUAUAUAUUGUUUGUAUUAAUGCCCAGACGCGCGUCCUUCCCAUGCUAUAACAAUAGGAAUCACUUCCUUACAUGGUUUAUAUAUCUCGCACAUUUUUCCGUGGUAACUGUUCCCCAGAAAUCAGUUAUGCCUUUGAUCAAUUCUUCUUUAGUUGUGGGUUUUACAGUCUUCUUUACGUGGCUUUAACCUGAGAGCUUGUUCGGUUGUGUGGCGGUUUAGGAUUGAUAUUGUUGUCACACACACACAGUAAGGUUUAGUGUUACAUUUUCGCCAUUUGCGUGCCGGUUUUGAAAUGCAAAUUAACCGGAUAAAAUAUGCAUACUGUAUGCGUUCGUAUUUACUUGUGAUAGCUCUGUAGGAAACAUGCGAAAUGACAGAAAGAAACUACGGUUACGGUAUGAGUACAUUAAUUUCCUGUUUAAUCAAUGGGAUGAUAAGACUGGUAUAGCAGUUUAAAAGAACAAAGUAUCAGCAUUGGGAUGCGUACAUAGCAAGUAGCCUUCUUUGUCUCUGGUGUGGUCUAUACAGUUGGUAUGUCAUUCUUAUUUAAAAUAUUUCUGUUUUAUUUCCCGUCGAUAAAUUUAUGGUAAAUAUCUCGUCAGAGACAGAGUCUUCGUCUCUGCGAUUUGUUGUUGCAAACGUUAAUAUAUACAAACCCGCCAUGUGUAAGGACAAACUACACUCAAAUUAAAACGAUCGAUGUUGAACUUAUAAAGUAAACGCAUUUAAAUCAUGAACUUCGCGAAUACUCGAAUCUCGUUACUCGAAAAUCUCUUCGGUUCGCAUCGCGACGACUCGAAUCGCGCUUCGCGUUUCGCGAAACUCGAUAGGUAACGCGAUUCGAGAAGCGAGACGCUCGAUCCUCGCUCGAAUGUUUCUCGCUCGAACGCGAAACGCGCUCGAUACUCGAUGUAUAGUUUCCUUUGGGCGGUACUGUACAGUAUGUUUCAAUAAAUUUUAUUUGUAUAAGAUAUAUUUUAAGUUUUUAAUUACAAUGAGUCAAAGCGGGAACAUUUUUUUGCGCUACCCGGUGUAAAAGCGUCUAUAUAAAGCAAGUACUGUACAAGCAAUGCAUUUUAUUUUAUGCAGUAACUAUACACUAGCAUUUCUAUAUGAUCUGUUGGCAUCCUCAUACCCAGGCUCUUUCCUCGCAUAGCCACAAUGAUCACCAUUGAUCACCAGAGGGGCAACCAAUACAUUUGUCAUGUCAGCGAUAUCUGUAGCGAUAUAUCUUUUCGGCAUCCCUUGCAGAUGAUGAAGAAGAGGAGAGAGAAAUUAUGGAUGAGCUUGAUGGAUUGGUGAUCCCAGAUUAUACAGACUUAAGUUUAUCGUUCAUAAACAAAUUGGCGGAAAUGGAUUCCUCAGGGUACAAUAUGUGUUAAGUCGUGUUUACACUACAAGCCUUGGCCUCAGAGCCUCGGCCUGGCCUUGGCCAGGCCAAGGUAAAUGUGGCGCGUUUACACCAUUACACUAUUUUUUUCAGACUGGCUCACUUUGGCCUAGAAUUUUGUUAUUAAUUUUGUGUAUUUUUAUGUGUUGUGACGUUGUCCGCUGGUUGUCCGCUAAUCUCUCACUGUGGACACACGUUGCCAUGAAAAUAGGGCCCAGGCCAGGGUCGAAAGUGUUUCCAUUUUCACAAGGCUAGGCCUAGGCCACCGGUUGUAGUGAGCCCAGAUUUCCUGGCCUAGGUCAGGCCAAGGCUAGGCCAAAGUAUGUUUACCCUGUCAAAAUGUAGGCCAAGGCUAGGCCAAGGCUUGUAGUGUAAACACGACUUUAGUGUAUGUCGUAUCAGGCCUUGAAGAUACGGGAGGGAGGGGGUGUGGCGGCUGAUUCAAUCGACAGGAAGAAUUUUACAUGGUUGAAAUUAAUUAAAACACUUAACAGGCAUUACUGUAACUACUGUACCACACAUACAUGUAAGCGAGAAAUAAGGUUGGCAAUUCAUAAGAACAGAUUAUAUCUGCUUCCUUAGGAUAAAACUAGGUUAACAGAAGCCUUAGCAAUCAGCUCUUUUUUGGAGAUAACAUUGCGUGUAGUUGACGGGCUUUUCAGUAUCAUGGCCUAGAGAGUGCAAACAAACAAGGCCGGUUCCUGCAGAUAUACGUACUAUUCAAAACAACGAGUAGGAGUGUUUUAUCAGAUAUACAGCCGAGCGUUUUAUGUCUGAUAAAACACUCCUACUCGACUACAAAGAAUACUAAUUAGUAUGAAUAAUUAUAUAAUCAUACUAAUUAGGAUGAACAAUUAUAUAAAGAAUACUAAUGAAGAUGAGUUUUAUCAGAUAUAAAGUCACUCCACGUGACAUAUUAUGGCUGACAUGAUUUGUCACAAUGUUAAAGUGCCUAUGCAACGAAAUUUUCACCUCAUUUUUUAUUGUUUUUCUAAAAAGUACUGCUGGAGUGAUGAAGAAUGACGUUUACAGUUUCGUCAUAUCUCAUCUCAUUCUCAAAAGUUAUCGCAAUUUCUUUAUUUUGAGUUGUGACGUCACAAGUAUGAGUUGAGAUAAUGGCAAUAAAAAGAAAGUAUGAUAUCUUGGUGAGUAUUUAAUAAAAUUUAAUGAAACUUGGUACACUUAGUGGGUGCAACAAAGUCAACAAUUUUGCUUGUCUAUGUGGUUGUUAUGGCAACACACUCGUCUCCAGUCCCUUCUCUUCCAAUUUCUAUAUGAUCCAUUUUCAACGAAAUAAAUAGCAAUUUCUGCAAUUUUCGCUUAUUACUAUAAUACGUGUAGGUAUUGUGAUCAGUUUAAACCGUUAUAAUAUGUAAACAUCCUCUUGCAAGAGGUCCACGGGAGGAAAGUUGUGAAAGGAAGAGAAGAGACUGGGGACUAGUGUGUUGCCAUGACAACCACAUGACCUACCAAAAAUAUUCAUAUGAGUGCACCCACUAAGUGUACCAAGUUUCAUUGAAUUUUAUUAAAUACUCACCAAGAUAUCAUACUUUCUUGUUAUUGCCAUUAUCUCAACUCAUACUUGUGACGUCACAACUCAAAAUAUAGAAAGUGUGAUAACUUGAGAACGAGAUGAGAUAUGACGAAACUGUAAACGUCAUUCUUCAUCACUCCAGCAGUACUUUUUAGAAAAACAAUAAAAAAUGAGCUGAAAAAUUCGUUGCAUAGGCACUUUAACGUUUAUGAAUUAUUAAUGAGUAUUUUAAGUAAUAUAUGCAUGUACAAAAUCACAUGUUUGACACUCAAGGAUUUCGAAAUUUCCCAGUGUUGUAUAUUCUUUACAGUGUGUGUCCACAUACGUAACUAAAGACGCCACUUGAAAACUAAAAGAAUACAAAAACGUGCUAUAUACCGGGUGUCCCCCCAAAAGCUGGACACUGUUUAAUUUCAUGCAACGUAAAAGCUAUAAAAGCUAUCGCAAUGAAAUAAAGUUAUAAAGAUCAUUGCAUUCAGAAAGGACUAACUUACAUUUCGAUAUAUGGCACUUGAAUUUACAUGCAAUAUUGACUGCGCUAUAUUGAUGUACAUGAUGUGUGAAUGUUGAACUACUGUUUUUGAAAAUGCCGAAAAUGAGCAUAAAACACCUUAUAUAAUUACCGAUGUAGUUAUACUUGUUAAAUAAUAAAUUUAUUUAUUUUGGUUGUAUCUCGCUCAAUAUUGCAUGUAAAUUCAAGUGUUAUAUAUCAAAAUCUAAGUUAGUCCUUUCUGAAUGCUUUAGUUCAUUGCGAUAGCUUUUAUAGCUUCUACGUUCAUGAAAUCAAACAGUGUCCAGUUUUAUGGGGGACACCCGGUAGUUUCGAACAGUAUAACUAUAAAUGAGAAAUUUUAGUCGAUGGAUUUGACCUGCAGUUGGAGCUUCCAUAAUGGUGAAAGAUUUUCGUGUAGUUCGCUAAAUUAAUAUUAAUAAAUACUGCUUUUUACCCUGUGUUACUGUCAUGCAUUUAAUGAGCAAACAUGCUUUGUGAAGACUUUGCCGUAACGAAUAAUUUUAUUUUCACAAAAUACAUGAAGAUCGACUGGUCACAUACUAAUUACCCAUAAGGAAGUCAGUGAUUUAACAGUAAACUGAUCGGUUUUCCAUGUAGGUUAAGCAAUGAUUUUUGCGACAAUGUGCAAAGCUACCUAAGCGGAGGAUUUGACCGUGAUGGAGAAAGGAUAAAUGCAUCAAAACCAGCUACUGACCUUCAAGAACUUAUUGCCAACUCUGCUCAAGAUGUUAGAAGGUAUGUCAAAUUUUAACGCUGUCAAAUUUUAGGGUUGUACGGAGAUGUGAAUGUUUGACGUUUUUGCCCAACUUUAAUAAGGGUAUUCGAAGAACAAACAUUUGAAGAAUCAACAUUUUCUUCGCAGAGAACUUAAAGACUUCCUCAAAAGGAUUUUGUUUUUACAACAACUGUUAUGCACAGACAAUGAUCUUAGAAAGCUGGUACCGGUAUGAUCUUAAAUUUGUUUACAGUAAUCAUGAGAAAUAUGACUUUCAGUAAACAACAUAUAUCUGAAGGCAGUCUCGAUAUUUACUGUCGUUCCAAUUGAAGUGUUCCUCAAAUAUUGAUUCAAUACAUUACCUCAGGCUGACCAAUUCAUUUCAUCAAGUUCCUCGAGAUAUUCAUACACUUCCUGUGAAAGAGCCAAUUCCAAGUAUUUGAUAAUUUCUGGUCACUUCCUUUCUAUUUAUGAUUGCAUGGUUAGUUGCACAAACAACAAAGGUGAUUGGUGCAUUCAAACUAUUCAACAGGAAGUUUACAAUUAUACUAGGAAGUGUAUGAAUAUUUUGAGGAACUUGAUCAAAUGAAUUGGUCAGCCCGAGGUAAUGUAUUGAAUCAAUAUUUGAGAAACACUUCAAUUGGAAUGACAGUAAAAAUUGCGUAGUCCUCGAAGGUGAUACCAAACCUUUACCCAAUCUCGUUCUCCGAGCCUGCGAUCCUCGGGAAGGAACGUGAGGCUCUGGGAUAAUUCGUUGCCGGAAGCCAGGAACCCUGACUAAGACCAAACUGCGCAUUCCAUAUCAACGGCCAAUCAGAUUCCUCCCUGAAACGGAUUAUCCCAGAGCCUCGCGUUCCUUCCCGAGGAUCGCAGACUCGGGGGGAACGAGAUUGGCCUUUACCAAGCCUAUAAUCACAUGCAUCCUCAUACCCAGUCUAUUUUCUUUCGCACUCUUGUUGGUAAUCACUGAGCCGAAGUGCAUGCUAUGGGCUUGUAAUCACCGAGCCUGGCGACUUGUUGUAUAUCAGUAGAAAUUGUGAAGAAAAACAAGCACAAAAUAUCAGGAAAUGUAUUGAAAGGUUACAAAAUUCAGCGUGUUUUUCUUUAUAUACAGCUAGUAUAUAUAGCAGCUGGUGAAGUGCUAUACAGUAUAAUUUAUAUUAUAGUUGCUUGGCUUCUUGACAUCAAAACAGUUGCAGAGUCAAAGCAAAAACCAAAAACAAUAAUACUUCAAAGUAAUCAGAAAAAAGUAAUUUCUAAAAGGAACAUUAUAUUUAACAAAUAUAAAACAUUUUCCGUGUUGAUAUACAGUUGUAUCAACACGAGUGGAUAUUGGGAAAACGAGAAAUUGUGUGGAAACACGACGCCCGAAGGGCGAAGUGUUUUCACACAAUUUCGAGUUUUCCCAAUUUCCACGAGUGUUGAUAUUUAAGAAAUAGAAAACAUUUUCCGUGUUUCUAUAGAGUUAUAGAAACACGCGUGAAAGUUUGGGAGAAACGAGAAAUUGCGUGGGAACACGAGCACGAAGUGCGAGUGUUUCCACGCAAUUUCGAGUUUCUCCCAAACUUUCACUAUACAAUUACUUUAUGGUUUCCGUGUUUGGAUGGCCUGAUCCAAACACGCGGGAAUGUUGCAAGAGUUAAGAAAAGCGAGCGAAAUCACGAGCCGAAGGCGAGUGAUUUUGCUUGCUUUUCUUAACUCGAGCAACAUUCCCAAGUGUUUGGAUCAGGCCAUCCAAAUACGGAAACCAUAAAGUAAUUGUUUUAUAAAAUAACAACAACACGAUAGUCUCCGUGUUUGGAUGGCCUGAUCCAAACACGGGUUUCGACCAAUCAGAACACGCGUUAUAUACAUGUUAUUUUAUAAUUAACAAAUAUAAAACAUUUUCCGUGUUGAUAUACAGUUAUAUCAACACGAGUGGAAUUGGGAAAACGAGAAAUUGUAUGGAAACACGACGCCCGAAGGGCGGAGUGUUUUCAUACAAUUUCGAGUUUUCCCAACUUCCACGAGUGUUGAUAUAACUAUAUAUCAAUACGGAAAAAAAUGUUUUAUAUUUUUUUUAUAAUAUAGCAAUGUCAAAAGCCCGAAGGAUAAGAAAAAUUUCCGUGUUUACAAGCGGCGGAAAAUUUCCCGUGUUGACAUUGAGUUAUAUCAACACGGCUCUUAGCCAAUCAGCGUUCAGAAUUUACAAAUGCUAUAUUAUAAAACUAUAUAUCAAUACGGAAAAAAUGUUUUAUAUUUGUUUUAUAAUAUAGCACAAAGAAAUAUAAAGAAAGAAAUGUUCCGACGUUUCCGUGUUGACAUUGUGUUAUAUCAACACGGCUCUUAGCCAAUCAGCGUUCAGAAUUUACAAAUGCUAUAUUGAAAAUUUCUUUCGGAAAAUUUCUUUCUUUAUAUUUCUUUGUGCUAUAUUAUAAAACAAAUAUAAAACAUUUUUUCCGUAUUGAUAUACAGUUAUAUCAACACUCGUUCAUGGAAAUUGGGAAAACUCGAAAUUGUGUGAAAACACUCCGCCCUUCGCCGGGCGUCGUGUUUCCACACAAUUUCUCACUGAACAUGACAAUAUGAUGAAGAAAAAGAUCGAAGAGUCUACAAACAAAAAAACUAAAGUGGCUGAGUGGUAUGGAAAAAGUUUACAUGCCUUGAAAUUUCGACAGCGAAAAACCAUAAUUGCAUUUGGAACAAGAUUUACUUAUCGCUUACCUUCGAAAAUGUUAAUACAUGUUAAUACUAAUAUGGUUGUAUUGUAGGAAGAAAUUGAAAACGAUAACAAUGCACGAUCGAAUGUCUCUUCCAAAUAGCAACAACUUCUUCCUUUUGUUGCUAUUUCCCUGCACAUAUAUUGAGUACACAGAUCUGAAUUCAGUUUAUUAAAUGAUACGUACAACCAUGAUGAUUAUAUUGAAGUAUAGUCGGCCGGCCAAGGUGGAAAAAGUGCCUCUACAGAGAGUUUGAUGGCAACUUUAUGUUAGAAGCUGGUAACAGGCAUUUUCUUAUAGUACAAGCCUUGGUGAAUAAGACUGUGGGUGUUACCACUUCUGAUUUUUGCCGUAUGGCCAAAAAUUUGAGAAUUUUAAAAUUUUGCCUAUUAAAUUACUAUGAUGGCAAAAAUGUAAAAUUUCAUGUUCUCUUAUACAAAAAAUGAACUAUACCGCUAGAAAGAUCGCAAAAAACUAUAUAUAAGACAAUUAAGCGACUAGUGCGAUUUUCAAGCCGAUUUUGAAUUAAAGAUAGUUAAAGUUGGCAAAAGGGAUACUAAUUAGCAUUAAUUUGGUCAUUUCUGCAUUUUUUAGCAUUAAAAACUCGAAAUAGGAUUGGAAAAUUGUAGAACUCACUUAAUUGUCUUAUAUAUUGUUUUUUACGCUCUUUCUAGUGGUAUAGUUUAUUUUUUGUAUAAGAGAACUUGAGAUUUUAUAUUUUUUCCGAUCAUAGUAAUUUAAUAGGCAAAAUUUAAAAAUUCUCAAAUUUUUGGCUAUAGAUCAAAAAUCAGAAAUGGUAACACAUAUAGUCUUGUUCACCAAGGCUUGAACUAUAAGAAAAUGCCUGUUACCAGCUUCUAACAUAAAAUUGCCAUCCAGUUGUACAAAAUGAUGACUUGGCCAGCCGUCUAGUACAUGAUCGAUCCCAAUUACGUGUGAGUGCCCAUGCAACAACUAUUUCAGUCAGUUCGAUUGUUUUUGUCUGACGUGACAUUUGAGUCCUGCUAGAGAUAUGCAGACAAGCCUUAAUAUAUAUUAUCAUUUUAUAGGGCGUGUCUGGGUCGUCUGUUCGUCAGGUAUGUGUCCUGCAGCUAGAUUUCACAUUUCUGUAUAGUUUCAAUAAUAAUUAUUACAUUGGUUGUCGAUGGAAGACUUUGAAUGAAUGCCAGUAUAAGCGACUUGCACUAAGAAGUCACGUGAUAUCAAUCCUCUUUAAACAGCAGCAAAAUAGAAUAAUAUUUUUACUUACGAAAGAGAUUCUAACUAAUAUUCCGGAAUAUAGGUGUUCAAAGCUUGCACUCUCUUUAAUGAAAACGGCGACAUUGUAGCAGGUCACGUGUAUCUAAACUGAAUUUUUUCAGACAAUCAUGUAAAAACUCAACCUCAAAGAAAUCUGUUUAAAGACAUGGCGCCCAUAGAUAUCUUAUAUACACUAGAUAGCGCAUCUCUUUUAGUAAAAUUGAAGCCAAAAUAUUCCAGAGGUUACCCCCAUUUGAAUAGAUGGCGGUCAUGUUGGUACUGUAGUUCCCACUCGCUAAUAAACGCUUAAAAACAACAAUAACUUUCACCAUUUGAAUAGUUUAAAAAUGUAUUUGGAAUAGGUUUAACUUAAUGUUUAAGUUCCAUGUACAUACGAAUCUUCUCAUUUCAUGGGAAUAUCCUGAGUCUCGCAAUCACGGCUUCAAUUUUUGAAUUGCAGAAUAAUUAGAAGCACUAUCUAGUGUAUACAAGAUAUCUAUGAUUGCGGCGGCCAUGUUUUAGCGGUUUUGAAAUAAACUUUUAUUAAACGAAAGGAAAGUUGAAAAAAAAUCACUAUCCGGUGGAAAACGCUAUGUCCGGCGUUCGUUCAACCGGCCGCAGAACUUUAUAUUCGGUCUUUUUCCAAUUUCCCCAAUGCUGUUAUAUUUAAUUUUACUAGUUAAAUUUUUAUGAAGCGUAUAGUUGAUCAUUAAAACAGUAUUUUAUGUUUUGUUAUUCAGUCAAAUGACGUUUGCCAUUAUGAUGAUCUUUUGGAAGACUUGGCCAAAUGUUUAGCUGGAAUAAAAUCACUAGGGAUGUUGGUAAAAAAUAUUUCCUUCAGUUGUUGUAAAACUGAUUGCUUUCCACAUGCUUUACACAUACACAAUCCUUUGUGCUUUUUGAGUUUUUCUAUAGCAAACACUACUGUAAUUACUUUAAUGAUCGUAAGUAAAUGGAUGCCUUAUACUGUAUCAGCCCUACACACCAUAGCCGUACAGUCACGUUCAGUGAUUGCGUUCAGUGAUUGCGUUCAGUGAUUGCGUUCAGUGAUUGUAAUUUAUUUAUUGCAUGAAAACGAUAACAAACAUACACAAAUAAUAUGUUAAAUAGAUUCUCAUGGUAUAAGCACGUUGUAUAUUUCUUAAGUUUCUUGCAUUACUGUACGUCAAGUUAGAUUAAAUUAAUUAAUGGUGAUAAUUAUUAACUUCUGUAGGCCCAGAAAGCUCACCAAGAACAUGCUAGUCUUAUUAACGAGCAUUCGCAAACGAGAACAUUUGAGGUACGCGUUGUCGGUUUAUUAAGCCUGGUUUCCAUAUGGUCGUAACGGUCGUAAAAAUUGAGUCACGAUCUUUCUCAUCAGCAUUAAUAUAAUAACAUUUUAGAACUGAAAAUACGCGGAGUAUUUACAUUAUUAACUAGAGAAUAUACUUAUAUAAUGUGGUUUACACGUAUAAACUAUUGUCCCAUAAAUGAGCUUCAAAAACCGUUUUGAUUGGUCGACAGCCUGCCGGAAUGAUUUGAUACCUGCCAGAUUUGAUACCCACCUGCUAGAUUUGAUACCCACCUGCGAUAAGCAAUCUCAUUGGCUAAUGACUUUGUCACCUUUUGUUAAUGCUGCCAUGACGUAUUAGCAAAAAGUUCAAAGUUCAUGAGAUUCAAAAUGGCGUCAGUGUAUAUUUGUCAAUAAAACAACACGAUGACUUUAAAUCAAGAUGAAACCCCUUCGGUAAGAUGUUAUAACAGUUUAUAUAUUUUGUAAAGUUUUGUUUAUGGCACAAAAACGUUACGACAUGAUUUUUCGGUAAACCGCAAUAGACCUUAUGCAUAAUGACGUCACAAGGCUUGAUGCCCGCGAGGAAUGUUGGUCUUAGUAGUCAUCGCCCGGGAAAAUUUCGAUAGUGGAUAUCAAUUUUCCAUUGGAUAUCAAUUGCGGUUUACCUCAAAAUCAUGUCGUAACUUAUAUUAUAAACUGGCCGUUGAGAAAGAGCGUGACUCCUGUAUUUUACGACUAUUACGACCAUAUGGAAACCAGGCUUUACAUGUUAUACAGUGUAUAUAUGCAUAUUAUUUACUACUUUCUGAGGUUAUGACUAUUACUAUAUUCUUAUUGGUUUAUUUUCAGGUCACAAGCUGUGGUAAUUUCAAGACGAGAUCGUAUCUAAAAGUUGACAUUACUGAAGGUAGCACUACUUAGUUACUAUUUUCUUCUCACACACUUUCCGUACCAGGAAAGUAUAAUAUUUUGCACAGAAUCUGUAAUCUGUAUUAUAUAUGGCUACCAGCAUAUUGUUAUCAUCCUUUACACCUGCAGUUGGUUUAAUUUUACACCUCAUGGCUGUUAUUGACUGCGUAAUUAAUACACUGUUCCGGAAAGUGCUCAGUCUCGGCUAUAGAGCCUCGUUUUGGUGAUUGAGAUAAUUAUUGGGUAUAAUUAUUAUACCAAAUAUUUAUCUCAAUAUUAAACAUAUUAACAAUAUUAACAAUAUUAACAGUUAGCUAGUACCUUCUUUUUGUAACCUUAUCCCUUUCUUUAGUAGUUACAGGUGACACAUUUACGAAACCAUAUAGGGUUAUAUCAGUGAAUAUAUAAAAAGACCUGUUUAUAAAUUUUCUAAUCAGUAACGAUAUAAAGGGCUCUUAUUUACUUCUUAAAUUUCAGUUUAAAAACAAACUUAAAAUAAUCUAUUGAAUCCGUAUUAGCUUAUAGCAUCAAGAUCGUCCAUUUUGAAAUUUUGAAAUCUGCAUGUGUUUUAUUUAUUCAGUUUACCCACUAAAAUAUAUUUGUCACUAAUCAAAUUCGCUAACUGUCUUGUUUGGCCUUUUGGUUAUUACAGUUCGCUAGUACUUUCUUUUUGUAACUUUAUCCUAAUUUUAUAUUUAUGUAUAUGUAUUAUUAACGGUACUGAAUAAAUUGUCUUGCCUUAUCAAUGCCUCAAACACGAAAACGAGGCUUUAUUGUACUUUCCAGAAGGGUGUAUUAAACUGGUCAUGUACAGUAUAUGGAAUAAUGGAUCAUACCUAUAUAUAUAUAUAUAUAUAUAUAUAUAUAUAUAUAUAUAUAUAUAUAUAUAUAUAUAUAUAUAUAUAUAUAUAUAUAUAUAUAUAUAUAUAUAUAUAUAUAUAUAUAUAUAUAUAUAUAUAUAUAUAGGUAUGAUCCAUUAUUCCAUAUACUGUACAUGACCAGUUUAAUACACCCUUCUGGAAAGUACAAUAAAGCCUCGUUUUCGUGUUUGAUGCAUUGAUAAGGCAAGACAAUUUAUAUACAUAAAUUACCUGACUUUCAGUGUCAUAGUGCUAACGCUUCGCAUAAAUUAAGGUGUUGCCGUUUGCGCUUUAUGUUAUACCCAACAUAAAAGUGGUUUUGAAAACAAAAGAAAAUACUUUGUCAUCUUCAUUCAGCGUGGCUGCGAUGACGUAAGGUGAAAACGACCUAUACAGUAUUCUUUGUUUGCGCAUGACGUUACUACGUGUCAUUAGGCGCCAUCUUGGUUGAUUUUAAAGUUUUGUCCAGCCGUUUACAUCGAAAUAGUUGAGUUAUUUUAAUAUUUUUGGUUUGUUUUGAAAAUAUCUUACUGUAUUAUGGAUAGUUUACGAUUUCUGGCACAAUACGACAAAGAAUGAAGAAUAUAGAUUUUUAGUUACCACGAAAAUCAACCAAGAUGGCGUCGAUUGUAAACGAGCAAUACGUACACUGUUGCAUAUACAGUUAAUCUCUAUAUGUGUUGGCCAAUCUCGUGCACUACAGUAAUUAUUAUAUAUUUGAAUUGUGCAGGAAAACUGUGGUUUAUGAAGAACGAGAAGGACUCCAUUGAUGAUUCUACUAUAGUGGAGCAUGAUAAAAGUACGAAUAUACUAUUUAGUUUGACUUAGAUAUGUAACUAUUAUUGACCGAAGUGGAGGUGAAUAGUGCAAUGAUAUUCACCGAAACACGAAGCGUUGAGGUGAAUAUCCUUGCAAUAUUCACCGACAUGCAUGUUUCGGCGUCCAACGCCUCGUCAGUGCAGCUUGGUACACGUCUAGAUACAUGAUGCCUCCGUAUUUAUGCACAUGAGCGUGCUCUCACCAAGCGCAUGUGCUACAACACGAAGGUACUGACGCAUCCAGACGUGUGUGGGGCCAGAGUACUCAAACAACCACAAGGGAAGUUUUACGCUGAUAUUAUUGUAGUUUCCUAUUUGUCGAGUGUUUAGUUGUUUUUGCUUUAACAGUAUAUGUGAAUUUUCCUUUGCGUAAUCUUAAAAAAAUGUGCAGUCGUCGAGAUGGGAUAGCAACGCCUCGACGAACUAUAGGCUACUUAUAGGAAUAUAGGUCGUAUGUUUGUGUUCUCUUCAAUCUCAGUACUAUUUCUACUGAAAGCAUGCAUCACGAAGGCGUUUAUUGUUUAGUAGUUGGUACUAUAGUGUUCAAAAACGAAGCGAUCACCCAGGUUUUAAGUACAUUCAACGCAUGAUGACGCAUUCAUUUUUACUUUCUUAAUGUUUAAUAACAACAACUGUACUUAUUACGUAAUAAUUGCAUUUUUUAUUCUAACUUUAUAGUUUUACAGUUGGUGAAGGAUCCAGAUACGUCGAAGCUGACACUCAAGAUAGCCAAAGGGAAUAGAGAAUAUUUGUUCAAAGAUAUUCAGGUAUAUAUAUUCAUUUUUUAUCUUGUACCCAGAGUACUUUAUAAUAUUGAACUGUCUGUGCCAGUGUAGGUAGUGUCAAUAAUAAAAUAUCAAGCUUUCGUUGGUAUAGGAAUGCAACUAUACCUGAAAAUACAUGGAAAAUUUCGGAGCGCAUUAAGGCCCUGCGUCUGGAGUUAGUAGCGGGGGUCAGAAAAAUUACAUGAGCUUUUAUAUACUAAGAAUUUAAAAGCGAUCACGUGGCAAUAAAUAAACCAAUCAGAUUGAUUUACAAAAGUUUCUGCAUGGCUGUGGACGAAAAGUUUUCAUGAUGGAAUGAGCCAACAAGUCAAUUUGGGUCGCAUAAAAUCAAGGUCAGAGCCUUGCCCUGCUGGUGUACCCCAAGGACUCAGUCUCGGGACACAUAGAGGUUAGUUCCUGCAAAUAUGCAGACGAUUGUACACAGUUUAAUAUUGUCCAGGAAGAUGAUAGCAGCAAUCUUCAAGAAGCUUUGGACGCUGCAUGUGAAUGAUUGGGCAGUCUCAAUUCUAAAAAAGUAAAGAUAUGUGGAUAUUGAACCUAUUAAACGCUAUUGAACCUCCAGUAUAUGCAUCGCUCAGUCUUGGCAACGAUGCAUGUCAUUGAAAGGGUUACUUCAUUUAAACUACUCGGAGUAUGGCACCAAAAUAAUUUAAAAUGAAUGGACUCGGCACAUAGACGAAAUUACAAAAAGAGCAAGCAAAAUGCUUUAUUACUUAAGAGAGUGCAGGCGAGCUACAUUGCCUGCUGAGGUUGGUACGUAUUACGUGUUACUUAACAAAGAUUAGACCACUGUUGGAAUAUGGUGCCCCAUUAUAUGGGGUGGAGUUCCGGACUAUCCAGUUAAUGAAUUGGAAAGCAUUCAAAGAAGGAGUUUGGAUAUCAUUGGUCUUCCACGUGACUUUCUGAGGAAGAAGGAAAACAACAGCAUGCUCGAGAAUUAAAGGAUGAUGUUAAUCACCCAUGUAAUAUAUUGAUUUUAUCAUAUACGAGACUACGAGUAUAGCAUUUUGGCGGUUGUGGACGGUGUGCGUGAUAGGGAAAGCAGUCAUUAAAUUUUAAUAUAGCUUGCUCGAUACAUAAACAACCUUAACAGCUUCAAAUUACUCUAUAGUACUUCAUUCACGAGUUCAGAAUUUCAAAUAGGAUCUCAUGUCGUUGUCUUAUCGUUGUUUGUUUCAAUUUGUGGCCUGUUAAUUUGUUUAUCUAUUUAUUAGUAUGUCUAAUAUCUGUCACGCCAUAGUGUAAAUUAUUGUUAUGUUUAUGUAUGUUGUGGAACCCCGUUAUUGGAGAUUUUAUCUCUGUGUGGUCAUUCCAGCCAUUGUGUGUAAUUUAUAGUUAGUUUAUAUCUUUAAUAAUGGCAAAUUUGUAAAUAAAUAAUAAUAAUAAAUAAUCAUAAUAGUUCUGGUCACAUUUGUAAACUUAUUGUACUUUUUAACUUAAAAUAGGUAUUGAAGAUUAUUAUUAUAACAUUAUCACGUUACACCUAUUCAGUUCUCUUUUAUAAUCGUUAUAGGUAUGCAGGGCUCUCAUAAGUGCUGUACUAAAUAAAACACGCGUUUAUCAUACUCAUUUAAAAUGCGAAUGCGCAGCACGAGCAUUUAGAUAUCAAUGAUAAAACACUACAAGUGUUUUGAAUAGCUUCCGACACGACUAUACAAUAUAUGCCGUUUCAUUAGUAUUCUUUAUUCUAUAUAAAGAAUACUAAUGGGAUGAGUUUUAUUAGGUUUAAAGCUUGACAUAGUAUGGUUGACAUGAUUUGCCAAUACGCUUAUUAAUUAUUAAUGAGUGUUGUAAAUUCAUAACUUUAGAAUCUGCAGAAAUUUCAUUGUUAAAACGUCUGGAUUUUAUAGGGAGAGUUUAAAAUAUGCCUGCACAAAUUCAAUGCUCGCACACUCGUGCAUUUAAUGGUAAUGCCAUUACCUGGUUAUAGUAUAAUCCGGCAAAACGUAAUGCCCUAUUUACAAACAUGAUGUAUAUGGAUGGGAAAUAUCUGAGUAGCGCUAUUUCACCUUUGUUUUACAACAAAUUAUUUUCCUGUCCCAAAUCUGGGCGGUCGCCUGACCUGUAGUUUUUAUCAGUCACCAUACAGUCAUGUAUUUUUCCAGGCUCGAGAGCAUCUAUGCCAGCUCGUCCAGCAUAUGAUGAACACACACGAUCCAACCAAAAAGGAACUUAAACAGAUAUCUAUAUUUGUUGGCACGUGGAAUAUGGGUGAGAGUUUUUCCUCUAUUCUCGGGAAGGUAUUUAUAAUACUUAGAAGGCAUUUAUAAUUUUUAUAUAUGUUAAUCACCGUAGGUAAGUAUUUUUUAGUGAACAGGAAAAGUUGAGACUGAGUCGGAUUCGAACCGGCGACCUCUGGGUUACAAGCCCAUCGCUCUACCAACUGAGCUAUCAGCCCGACGGAAAUGAAUGAUAGAAAUGUAUAUAUUACAGUAAUUAUUGCGAAUAGAUAGGUUGACGUGACGUGAUUACGAUAGAUAAAUUAGUCUCUCUAAGUGGGUAUAUAUACAAAUAUACAUUACGAAUGGAGGGGUUGGCGUGACUUAAUAGAUCGAUUUUCUCCAAGAAACAAUUCAGGUUCAAAAGAACGACAAUUAGUAAUAUCAAAAAUCCAGUCCCUUAGGUCUUAAAAUAGGCCAUAAAAUGUUUUGACUAAUUGACCCAUGGCUGUAUAGUUGCUUAUAAUAUGGGGGGCACUGAAUGGUGUUCAUCAUUUCACAUUCCGAGUGGCGGCUGGUUUCAUCCUUCCAAGUUAGAAUUCUUCCUCUUAUCCGUUUGGCGUAACAUUUCAGCCCUAUCCUUAACUUUAACCUCAGAAAACUGGUCCUUAACCAACUUUUUGUUAAAUCCUCUCUUUAUAAAAUGACCUUCCAUUUCUUUAAGCCUAUCCUGAAAAACUUUGUCCGAACUACAAAUCCGUUUUAAUCUUAGCGCCUGACCAUAGGGGAUUGCCUUCUUCACAUGUGCAGGAUGACAAGACUUGAAGUCUAAGUAUUGAUGUGUAUCAGUCGGUUUUGAAUACACAUCCGUUUGCAAUUUACCAGACUCCAACUUCACCCGCACAUCCAAAUAAGACACCCCCCUUUUCGAAUAUUCCCAUGUAUAUUUGUUUCAUGAUAAUUGUUAAUAUAAUUUAAAAAUUCCAACAGGGAUUCUUUACCAUGAAGCCAAAUAAAAAAUAUAUCAUCCAAAAAUCUGAACCAUACUGAAGGACUCAAGUGAUACCCCGCCAACAUUUUAUUUUCCAGUUCUGCCAUAAAAAUAUUUGCAAACGCUGGAGCAAAUUUUGUGCCAAUGGCUGUCCCUAACUUUUGUUUAUACACUUUUUCACUGAAUUCAAAAUAAUUGUUAUCUAAUAUAAUUUUGGCUAAAUCAAUCAAAUCAUCUACAGAAAGUCCCUCUCCUUUAUCCAUACUACAUUUUUUUCUGAAAUCCUCAAUACUUUUUCUCAUACUGGACAGACCUUCCAAAUGAGGAAUAUGCGGGUACAGUCCCACAACAUCCAUUGUGCACAAGAUCGCUCCCUCUGGAAUAUCACCCAAAUCCUGCAGCCUUUUCAAAAAAUCCGUGGUAUCCCUUAUAACAUUGGGCAGACUCUUAACAAUAGGUUGUAAAUAGUGAUCGACUAAUUCCGACAAACCCUCCGUCGGUGUCCCACAGUUAGAUAUAACUGGACGACCUGGGACAUCAACUAGCCGUUUGUGAAUUUUUGGAAGUAAAUAGAAUCUGCCCAAUUUAUUAUUCGUACCCCUUAGAUAAUUAAAAUUCUUUUCGCUAAUAACCCCCUUUCCUUUCAAAUUCUCUAAUUUAUUCCGAACUAUUUCUGAAACCUUUGCUAGUGGAUUUCCUUCUUCCGAUACAUUUUCGUAAACUAAAACAUCAGCCAAUUGUCUAUUAGCUUCCUUACAAUAAUCCUCUAAUCCCCAAACCACUACCGCAGACCCCUUAUCAGCCCCUUUUAUUACUAUAUCCCUAUAUCCCUUUAAAUUCUUAAAAGCUUCUCGCUCUUCCGCACUCAAAUUACUAAAAUUAUGACCCCUUUCCUUAAUAGCCAAUACCUUAUCUUGCAAGGCAUUCAAAAAUGUUUCUAAUGCUGGGUCCACUUUACUCGGGUACCAUGUAGACUUUUCUCUAAACUUACUUAAUCCCUCUACAUCAAUUUCACUUAAGGGUUUAUCUUUAAAGUAUGCUCUAUACAUUUAAUUUUCCUCGAGAAUUCAGCUAAAUCUUGCGCUAGUUUAUGUUUAUCAAUCUCUUGCUGUGGGACAAAAAUUAAGUCCUUUUGACAGCACUUUAACUUCCGCAUGCGAUAGAUUUCUAGUUGACAAAUUAACUACAUUUUCACUAACAAAAACUUGAUUUACAUCUGAUCUCACCCUGCUUGGUUCCGCUUCAUUACAGUCCAGCAAUUCGUCCUCGAUCGCUAAUUCUAGCAUCUGAUUUUGCACGCUUUGUAUGUCCUCGGCAUCUUCUGAACCGUUCUCUCUUCUACCUUGACUUAAUUGACUCUCUCGAUCUUCAUUAAAUAACUAUUAAAUAAUAUUUUAACUAAAGGAAGUGCUUCACCACAAAAGAUAGAGUCAUGGUUGACAUGCAGUGGUACUGGAGAAACGAUAAAUGAUUUAAAGAUCAUGGAAGUCGUAGGUCAUGAUAUUUACGCAAUUGGGACGCAGGUGAGUGCAAAAUCGGUCCAAUGAUUAAGGACGGUCAGUAUUCGGGACGUUAACGAUAUAUAUACAAGUAGUUCUCAUCCCCACAUACGAUACACAAUACUGUAAGUACUUUCAUAUAUUUAGUCUAUAUUUAUUUAUAACAGUACAGCUGUAGGUAAUAAUACCGUAAUAAUAAUAGGCCCUAUAACUAAAUACAUGUAGUAAUAUACUAUAUAACUAUGAAUGUAAAUAUAAGAGUAUACUAACUAUAUAUUUAUAAUUUAAAACAAAGAAAAGGCACUUCAGACAGCAAGGACUAAAAAAUGUUCAUGCUGUGCCGUGUUCAAUUCGCAGUACUUGGCUAUUUUAGUGUUAGAAACAAAAAUUCUUCCUCACUUGUUAAUUUCUGUAGGAAAGUUCGGUCGGUGAAGCAACGUGGAUUUCGAAGAUAAAGAUGGAGCUGAAGAAGCAAUUUAAAAUAGACUAUUAUACGGUUAGUGUUGUGUUUCUUACAGUUAUGCAUGCUGUAU
Molecule: messenger RNA, 22593 nt
Organism: Paramuricea clavata
Lineage: Eukaryota; Metazoa; Cnidaria; Anthozoa; Malacalcyonacea; Plexauridae
Source: the annotation of a GenBank genome assembly